Molecule: messenger RNA, 3365 nt
Organism: Pseudonaja textilis
Lineage: Eukaryota; Metazoa; Chordata; Lepidosauria; Squamata; Elapidae
Source: RefSeq, a predicted model, not a curated record
CCCGCCCCGACGCCCUCUACGCAAGCGCGGGACGCGCCGGCGCCACGGCAACGCGCCGGAAGGACCGCCCCGACCCGCGGCGCGGCUCGCCGUUGGCCCGCUCUCGCCCCGCCCACCGUUCCCGUGGAGGACCCGACCGGUUCUUUGCAAUAGAGCAAAACUUCUGAGAUUCCUGCCAGAGAUGUUGGAUUCCUGACUCCCAAGCUUUACCAAAGUAUAUUUUGCCAUAAUAUUCAAAAAUUGCUGAUGCAAGAAAUCAACUUUUUGCACUUUGUAAUGUAACACAAAUCUUGAAGAUUCCAGGAAGGUGAAAAAUGGUCGAUCCCACUUCGACAGAGAAAUCUAAUUUGGAAAUUUUCAUCUUUGACUUGUUCAUUUCAUGUUAUUGAACAAUGUUGGCUAUUUUAUCAUUUUUAAAAACAACAAUGUUUUGUGUAUACUUUGGAAAAAUGUCACCUUUUUCUUUGCCUAUACUGAUAGGGAUCAAGGUUUUAGGAGGAGCUUUUGACAGUAAAUUAAAGAAUAAAAUGGUAGAAUGACCAUUGUUCACUCUUAUGCUCUGAGAUUUUCAAAAUAUAAAGUAUAACAUAAAAUGAAUUUUUAAAUACACAGAAUGCGAACUCCAAGAGGACUAUAAAUUCAGUGUUUUUAAUCUGUUGAUGAAAUCAAUUUUGAAUAUUUUUAUGAAUAUUUAUUAUUAUUGUGCAUUUCCCCAAAACUCCCUGGAUGGAAUUUGUUUCUUGAGUAUUUUAUGACAGAUCAUAAAAAUCUGUGAAUGAAUUGUUUGAAAAGCUAUGAAUGAGUAAAGAUUAUGUUUUAGGCACUAUUUACAAAACGAACUGUUGUGUAGAACACAUUAUACAUGUUUCCCAUAAUCCAAAUCCUGCAAGGAAAACAAAAUGUCCAGGAGACCUCAAAUUCACAUGUUCUUCGGUGCACCCAUUCUUUCAACUGCUCCAAGCAACCUCAAAGAAGAGAAUAGUUCUUUGGUUAAUGAGAAACCAUGGAGAGAAUUACACCUUUCAUUUACCAAUGACAGUUUUAACCUUUGUAGCGCAAACUUCAGCGCUCUUGAGCAUGAGAGUGCAAAUGAUGCUGUUUUAUUUGUCAAUUCCAAAGAUCACUUCCCAGUAAACUUUGAAAAAAGAGGUGGCUUGGUUGAUGCCUUUAUGACCGAUGGAGCAACAUCAGUUGGAUGUGUCAAGUCCUUCAGCCAUAAAAAGAAGGUCCCGGGUGAGUCACCUGACAGUGAUAUAAGCAGAGGGAACCAGAAAAGGCACUGUGUAUGUCAACAAAGCAAAAAGGAUUAUACUGAAGGAAAUGCUAGUUGUAUCAUAAAUAACCAUCUUGAUAAUUCUCCCUUGCUUCUUGAGGUGAAGGACUUAAAAAAUUGUGUGGUAGAUAAUCACAAUCUACCCUCCCUUCAGUGUGAACCUCAGGGUAAAAAUCUACUCCUGAGUCACUAUCUGAAAACAUGUUCAGAAAAAGCAGAUGAGUCGAAACCUGGAAACCUGCCGGAUGGACCUUCAAAUCUUGACCUAUCGACCGAUAAUGAAUUCCUUAGCGUUCUGACUUUAAGCCAAGUGGCUCUCUGUUCUGGACAGUAUGCCGUAGGACAGAAUGAAAUGGAAAAUAAACCUAUAGCAGGGGAAGGAGUAGAAUUGGCCCUGCCCUGUAGGGAAGACACAACAGAUGGAGAACCUCUACUUAAAUCAAAUGAAGGUGUUAAGAUGGCUGUUAAGAAAGUUGACACAAACUCUGAAGCCAACUCUGAUUGUUCCAUAGAACUCUUUGAUUCAGAUAACUCAGGUCAAGAUAACUCAAAUUUCAAAAAAUGUAGUCCUGAAUCUUCACCUGUUAAUAACAAAGGAUGGGACCUUAAACCCCAACAGAAAAGACAACUAUGUUCUCCAGAAGACCACCAUGCUGAAAGAACUCAAGCAUCUGAUGAUAACGCGACGACUUCCCACUUUACUUUUGGAGAUCAGCAGCUACCCAAAAGAAUCAAAUUAGCAUGCUCUCCUCUUCACCCGGUUAAAAUAACUGAAAAAACAAGGAUCCCAGGAAUUGAGAAAGCUCAGAAGAAGCUGUCAUUGCUUAAGGAUUGUGUUGAGAAAGGCCGGAAGUUCUCUGUCUUGGUUGUAGUGCUACAUCCUUGCCAUAUCAAAGAAAUCAAGAUGGGAACUAACGCAUCCUGCAAAGUCCCCUUAGCCACAGUUGUUGUUGCCGAUCAGUCAGACGUGAGACAGAAGGUUGUGUUGUGGAGAGCAGCAGCUUUUUUAUCACUUACCAUCUUUCCUGGAGAUAUCGUACUCUUCACAGAUGUCGUCGUUUGUGAGAACCGUUGGGUUGGAGAAAUGAUGCUGCAAUCCACCUUUACGACCAAACUGGUCAACCUUGGAAGCUGUUCAGCUAUUAAUCCAAAGGAAGCCUCCCAUAUAGUGGACAGUCGUCUUCUCCAGGAUUUGCUGACCUACGUUUCUGCAAAGCACGGUCCUCUUCAAGCUCUGCCCCCAAGGCAAAGUCAGAGCCUGGACCUUGUUCCUCACGUCCUUCUAAAUCGGCUCAAACCAGAUACUUUGGUGCAUGCGGUGGUGAGGAUCAUCAACAUCACAGUGCUGAUAGAAUCCACGUAUAGUUUUAAAGGAGAAAAGCAAAAUAAAAUCAUCUUAACGGUGGAACAAAUCAAGGGACAACCUUAUGCUUUGGUCGUUUGGGGUGAUGCAGCAGCCCAGUGUCUUCAGCUCCAAAGGAAAAAAGAUCAUAUUUGGGAAUUUAAGUAUCUCUUUGUCAAACACAACCCGGUCUCUGGUGACCUGGAAUUGCACACCACACCUUGGUCGGUCCUAGAGUGCCUUUUCGAUGAUGAUGAAAGAGCUGAGGCCUUCAGAGGGAAGUUUGAAAGGAAGGUCCAAGAGUUGAUGAAGAUGACCACCCUGGCUUCCCAUCUAGAAGAAAAAAGUUCAGGAACAAUCCAAGUGAAGGCCUGUGUUUCAAAGCUGAGCUUUACAGAUGCUUCCCUGUCCCAGCUGGUCUUUGACGCCGAUACUUCCCUGGAGCACGUAUUCGCUUCUCUUUCCCUGAUCACCUACAAGGGGUGUGCAAAAUGUGGCCGUGAACGAGAGACGGAUGACAACGAGAUCUACAAACAGUGCCCUACCUGCUUACCUUUGAACCAAGUCAAAACCUUCUACAGACCUGCUGUGAUGACUGUUGAGGAGGGGGACUAUGAAAUCUCUCUUCGGGUGAGAUCCGAACUGAUGGAGAAGAUAUUCCUUAACAUUCCCGCCGAAUGGCUGAAGAAGGCCGUAGGUAAUACCUUGGGACUCUGUGGUGUAACUUGGUGGAGGUUUUUUGGUCCGUAA